Molecule: messenger RNA, 1131 nt
Organism: Linum trigynum
Lineage: Eukaryota; Viridiplantae; Streptophyta; Magnoliopsida; Malpighiales; Linaceae
Source: the annotation of a GenBank genome assembly
CCGACCCAGGUGUUGUACGAUUGUAUGACCUCAAUGGCAUUCUGGGUUCAACUCAGGGGCGUCCCUCAUGACUAUUGCACUAUUGACUUCGGUCGGGAACUGCUGCAGCAGCUGGGGAGGUUUUGGACGUUGGCCUCUUUGGCUCGCGUACUUCUGCUGGUUAUUUCCUCAAAGUAAAGUAAUGUUGGAUGUCACUAUCCCCUUCCGCGGGCGUCUUAUGGCUGACUUAGGGAUUCUUGUUCUCCGGGGGAUUUUAGCCGGUUCUGGGUGUAUCUAUGUCAUGAACGGCUCCCACCGGUCCGCUAUCGGUGUGGAUUGAUUGGACACAAUAAGGCUAAUUGACCCCACAAGGAUUCGAUGGAAUACAAUCCUGCGGCUUGGGGUCGAUGGAUGUCGGUGGCGCCAGAGGGUACUCUCUUAGACCCAGACACUUUCCGUCCAAUCAACCUUUUCCGCGCAGCCCUGUUGUGCGCUAAAGAUGCUAUUCCACCUCUAGAGACGAGCCUGUCGGAUUUGCGUCUUAAUCCUAGCCCCUACCCAUCGAAUCCGAUGCUGGCUCUCCCUGCGGCACCACCUCAGGUGUUGGGUACCGCUACGGGGGUUGGAUCCUCUUUCGCGCGGUCUCCCAGUUCGGUCGGCUCUACAUCGCCACCGUGCGUUCCGAAGGCGGAACCCAUAACCCCGCCGACUUCUCGCGGCAAGCAGCUUCUCCUUGAGUAUCCGCCAUCUCCACCUACUAAAUAUGUCAAUGCCCUGCGCAUUAGAAUAUCUGACGACGACCUGCUUGUGGAUUGGAAACGUCUGGCUGCUGAUAUGGAAUCCGAGGGUUCGCCGACUAGUCUGCUUGCUCCGACGGAAAAAAAGGCGUUCCGCUCCUUGGCAUUCUUGGCGGAUGUUGAUGCUACUUGCAAGGAUCUGGAGGUUGCGUUGGGCCCUCUGAAAGUUGAGAAUUCUUCUUGCCGACUCUGGUCAACAGUCCAGCCCGAGUCUUUCUGCUGAAUUACGGGCCGCGUUGUUUUGGCCUCCCUCUGACUGCUUGGGGCCAGAAGCCUCGCUUCCUUUAAAGGACGAUGCUGAUGGUGGUUUUGGGCCUGAGCCAGCUUCUUUUUUGGAUAAAGUGAAGACUACUCC